This is a messenger RNA of Prunus avium (sweet cherry), 3566 nucleotides long. It is a transcript of the gene NOF1, whose product is annotated as U3 small nucleolar RNA-associated protein. Gene Ontology annotation, biological process: maturation of SSU-rRNA from tricistronic rRNA transcript (SSU-rRNA, 5.8S rRNA, LSU-rRNA). NCBI's taxonomy places the organism in Eukaryota, Viridiplantae, Streptophyta, Magnoliopsida, Rosales, Rosaceae. Gene Ontology annotation, cellular component: nucleolus; small-subunit processome. The record is from RefSeq and is a predicted model, not a curated record. Gene Ontology annotation, molecular function: rRNA binding; U3 snoRNA binding.
CGCCACCUAAACAACUCAGGUCUCAUAGGAAACCUUUUUCUUUUCUUCUGUUUUUAUCAUUAUCAAAGCUGCACAGUGAUAUCCAACUUGCACCGCCUCCUAAUUUGGUAGUGAGUUUUGUUGGUCGCAAUCUCUAGAUCUAUAGUGCCUCUCAAUUCUCUGAUAAAUUUUCUGGUCUUUUUCGGCAAGGAUUGUGGUCUCUAUGAAGGCUAAAGACAGAAGAAAGUUCAGAGAGGUAAAAACAAAGCAAUGAAAUAGAGGGAUAAAAAGUUCUCAAUUUGCAUGUCAAAUCUGCUAUUCCACCAAAGAAUUGUGAUGAUGUGGAAAGAGAUAGUGAAAAGAGUUCGUGUUGGUUUUGAUCGGAGUUGGUCCUAAUUUUUUCUAAGUCGGCGGAGAUGGGUGUUGUUCAUGGUGGUUUUCUCGGUUGUCAAGAGAGAGUUGGUGUAGCUGGGAUGCAUUCCGUGUAUUCAGAAAACACUGAAAUAGGGCAGGUAUUUUAGGAAUAAUGGCGGGUGGAAAAAUAAGACUGUAUUUUUAAAAUUUAUGUUGUGGGUGGAAAGAGAAGGUGGGUAUUUUAGGAAAUAUCAGCACUCCUUUUUUAUUUUCCCCUUUCUUGUCGUCCUCUGUUUUACCAAACACCUCAUCUUUGAAUUUUUUAAAAAGAACCGCAAUACCAAACCCACCCUUAAACCCUAGAAUCUUAACCCUGUUGCCCAAUCCUUAAACCCCGCCAGAAUACAGCAAGAAAAAAACGAGAGAAAAAAAAACCUUAAACCCCCAUAAACCUUCCGUACAACUCCUCCCCUCUCUUAUGCAACGCAUUAAACUCAAGCAGCUCAGGGUCUCCGCCGAAGCAUCCUCACCUACCCAAAACCAAGCCACAAGCAUUGCAAGUCUGCAAUAGAAUUGGGUUGUUUGUUUAAAUUGGACUGAUUUUGUUGGAGAGAAGUUUCUGUUUUGUUCUUAAUAUGGGAAAACAAUCAGUUCAGAACCCAACAGGAUUUGGGAAACGCAAAAUACCCAACAAGUUCAACACAGGCAGGAAAACUCGUCGUCUUGAGGAAGAAAAUGUUGCACAUCGCCCCUCCUCUACUUCCUCAGGGGAACUACCAAAGGAAGAAUCUAAUGGUGUGUCCUCUGAAGACGAAAUGGUUUAUAAAGAGCCAUCCAUGUAUGAUAAAUUGUUAAUGACGCUGGGGUCAUCUAGUAAAUCUGUUGCCGCUGCAUAUAAACAAAGAAAAAGACAAGAAGAAGGUUUAAGUGACUCAGAAAAGGAUGAAGAUGAUGGGACUGAAUCUUCUAGUGACUCAGAUGAAGAGGAUGAUAGUGAAGAAGGAGUUGAUGAUGAAUUUCCUAUGAAAGGAAAACCCAAAGACCCUGAAAUAGCUGGUAUUGAGGAACAGAGUGAAGAUGCUGAAACUGAGGAUGAUCUGGAGACCUCUGACUUGGAUGACCAGGAGAGCUAUGACUCGGGUGUACAUGACCUGGGAAUCAGUCGUCCAUCUGCUGUUGAAUCAUCAAUGUGCUUGAGUUCCUUUGAUGUACACUUUGGGCACAAGUUAACAAAAGCAGAUGUUGAAAAUCUGUCAAAAAAGAAAUGGAAAUAUGAGUGGGAGGUGCCUGCUGUUGGGAUGUCAAAGGGCAAGUGGGCUGGAACAGGAGAGUGUUUCAUAAAAGAUGACAACCCCAAUUCUGGUUGUGGUCUGAAGCCAAAGUUGUACAAGCACUGGUUGGAUGCAUAUAACACAUCUGGAGGCAAUAAUUUUCAUUCAUCUAGACAAAGAUUAUUCUUCUCCCUCUUCAACAGCUAUCGGGAUAUAUUGCAUUGCAACAAAAAACCCUUUUAUCAUAGAGGCUCUGAUGAAGACUCGAGUGCCAUGGAUGCAUAUAUUAUGCAUUGUCUGAAUCAUGUCUUCAGAACUAGAGAUCUUGUAACGAAGAAUGAUGCAAAGGCGUCCAAGCGUCAAGAAACUGAUAAUAAUGAAAUUCUUGCUGAUGAUAAUUUCCUUGAUCGUGGAUUUACUCGUCCUAAGGUUUUGAUCAUAUUGCCAAUUGCGAGCAUUGCACUUCGUGUUGUUAAGAGGCUAAUACAGCUUACUCCUUCAGCUCACAAGGUUAAUGUGGAGCACAUGGAUCGAUUUUCUAGAGAGUUCGGAACUGAAGAGGAUCAUGAUAAUGAGGACGAAAAAGAAAUUCCCCCAGGUGACCAUGACUACGGAAAUGGAAAACCUCUUAAGUCUACGAAACCUGGUGACUUUCAAGUACUUUUUGGUGGAAAUAGCAAGGAUGACUUCAUGGUUGGCAUCAAGUUCACAAAGAGGAGCAUAAAGUUGUACAGUGAUUUCUAUACCUCAGAUAUGAUAGUUGCCUCUUCAGUUGGUUUGUUGAAGAAAAUUGAUGAGGCUAAAGUAAAUAAGGAAAAGGAUGUCGACUAUCUUUCUUCCAUAGAGGUUCUAAUUGUUGAUCAUGCAGAUGUUAUAACAAUGCAGAACUGGAACUUUUUAAAGUCAGUUGUUGAACAAUUGAACCACAUACCCUCUAAGCAGCACGGAACUGAUGUCAUGCGUAUAAGACAGUGGUACCUGGAUGGAUAUGCAUCCUUCUAUAGGCAAACGAUACUUUUGAGUUAUUAUUCAACCCCAGAUAUAAACAGUUUGUUCAACAAGAACUGCAAUAAUUACCAUGGGAAGGUGAAGUUGGUGCAUGAGCAUAAAGGAGUUCUUCCUAAAGUUGUACUUCAAGUCCGCCAGAUUUAUCAGCGGUUUGAUGCAGAUUCAAUAGAGCAUUUAGAUGAUGCUCGUUUUGAAUAUUUUACUACGAAGGUUUUCCCAAAAAUAAAAGAUUCUAUUGAGGGUGGGAUUAUGAUAUUUAUCAGUUCUUACUUGGAAUAUGUUCGAGUUCGGAAUUUUUUGAAGUCACAGAGUGCAUCCUUCUGUUUGCUUCAUGAAUAUGCAGAACAAAGUGAUAUUUCUCGUGCACGGGUUCGGUUUUUUGAAGGAAAGCGGAAGAUCAUGCUUUACACUGAGAGAUCACAUUUUUACCACAGAUAUAAGAUUCGUGGAAUUCAGAAUUUAAUCAUCUAUUCACUGCCAGAGAGAAAGGAAUUUUACCCUGAGGUUGUUAAUAUGCUUGAUGGGUCCCAUGACAUGGCAUGCACAGUGCUCUUUUCUCAUUUUGAUCUCCUUCGGCUUGAGAGAAUUGUGGGAAUGGCUCCAGCAAAGAGAAUGGUGACAUCAAAAAUGAGUAUGUUUUCUUUCUCUUGAAGACUUUGGUGAGCUCAAGAAGCCCUUAGAAAUUCAGAAUAUCAGGCACUUACGGCACCGCAAUGGUAGCUAUUCUGUCGUAUUCCAAACCUUCCUUCAUAAGAUACGAGCAAAGGAAGUCUUGAUUUUGGAUGUAAGCAUGGGGGUUCAGAAAGGAUGUUCAAAGAAAUAAUGCAUUGUAAUUUAACUUUGUAUUCUUGACUUAUUUUUUUUAAGCAACGGGACAGGUUUGAUAUGUGUAGGUGGUUGUACAUGUAUCAUUUUUUAUAGUGAGCAAAUGCCAAUUGACAAUUUUUUUGAAUU